Molecule: messenger RNA, 819 nt
Organism: Cornus florida
Lineage: Eukaryota; Viridiplantae; Streptophyta; Magnoliopsida; Cornales; Cornaceae
Product: ethylene-responsive transcription factor ERN1
Exons: 1
Coding region: 1-819 (272 amino acids)
Biological process (GO): regulation of DNA-templated transcription
Molecular function (GO): DNA-binding transcription factor activity; DNA binding
Source: RefSeq, a predicted model, not a curated record
AUGGAACUUCAGUUCCAAAAGCACCAAAAACAAGGCUUUUCAACAACACCAGCAGCCAAACAAAACACCUUCAAGGAGAGAAACAGAAGCACUUCCUCCAACAAAAGCAAGUUUGUAGGUGUGAGACAAAGGCCUUCCGGCAAAUGGGUGGCAGAGAUCAAGAACACAACUCAGAAGAUCAGAAUGUGGCUUGGGACAUUCGACACCGCUGAAGAAGCUGCAAGAGCUUAUGAUGAAGCCGCUUGCCUCCUCCGCGGUUCCAACACCCGAACCAACUUUGUCAGCACCCAUGUCCCUCCUCCCAACUCUCCUCUCUCCCAGAAAAUCAAAAACCUUCUCUAUCAAAAGAAAGCCAUAAAACACAACUCUCCUUUUACCACCAAAAAGACCAGCAUUGAAACUAGUACUGCAAUUAGUACUUCACAUAGUAGUGGUGGUUAUGUGUGUAAUUCUAAGGGUUCAAAACAAGAGACUCAGAUGUUUGAUGAUGCGUAUAAACCGGAUUUGAGCAACUGCAUUGGAGGAUUUGAAAUGGGCAGUUGUCAGUUUGAUCAUCCAGGAGGGAUUACAAGUGAAUUCGACCGGUUUCUUUUGAGCCAAGAAGGGUUUGAUCAGGUGCCAAAAAGAGUUGGUUUGGUGUGUGAUGAGAUAGUUAGUGAGCCUCAGAUUCCAGAAUUUGAACAUAUGAAGGUGGAGAGACAGAUAUCAGCAUCACUCUAUGCAAUGAAUGGAGUGAGUGAGUACUGGGAGAAUGUUCAUGACUCUGGUGAUGCUUUCUGGGAUCUUCCUAUGCUGUCUCAAAUGUUCUGCCCAAGUUAA